Molecule: messenger RNA, 1539 nt
Organism: Diatraea saccharalis (sugarcane borer)
Lineage: Eukaryota; Metazoa; Arthropoda; Insecta; Lepidoptera; Crambidae
Source: the annotation of a GenBank genome assembly
AGCGGAAGCCAUUGCUAAAGCUCUGGAGCACCACCCAGAACUGAAGAUUGCAAAGUUCUCAGAUAUGUUCACAGGCAGAAUGAAGACUGAGAUACCACCAGCUUUGAAAGCUCUCGGUGAUGGUAUGAUCACAGCUGGUGCACGGCUCGAAGUACUGGAUCUUAGUGAUAAUGCUUUCGGACCUAUUGGUGUAGAAGGACUUGCGAAACUCCUGGAGAGUGAGGUCUGCAGUCAAUUACAGGAGCUUCGUUUAAACAACAACGGUCUCGGUAUAACUGGUGGUAGACUUCUAGCUCGCGCUCUCUCUCACACGCAUCGUCCGUUGCGCGUGUUCAUAGCGGGCAGGAACAGGUUAGAGAACGAAGGUGCUAAAGCGCUAGCUGCUGUGUUCACUGAUAUGGGUACGUUAGAAGAGGUGGCGAUGCCCCAGAACGGUAUAUACCACGUUGGUAUAUCAGCUCUGUCGGAGGCGUUCAAACAGAACCCGAGACUGAGCUGUCUAAAUCUCAAUGAUAACACCAUUGGACAUAAAGGAGCUGAAGCUAUAGCCGCCGCAUUACCAUGCCUAAAGAAUCUAAAGUCGAUCAACUUUGGCGAUUGCUUAUUAAAAAGUAAAGGUGCGAAAGCUUUGGCCAAAGCGUUUCACGACAAUCUGCAGAUGUUAGAAUGUCUGGAUAUGAGUCACAACGAAAUAGGACGUGACGCUUGUAUGGAACUGGUUGAUAGCAUUAGGAGUGCACCGAAUAGUUCCGAGAGAUUGGCGAGAGUUGUGUUAGCAGGCAACAGUUUGGGAAGUGCGUCAAAUAAGAAGUCGAUGAAGGACAAGUUGGGCGCUUGCGCUGAAUUAUCGGACGGAGAAGGGAGCGAAGACGAGUACGCCACAGAUUCCGAUGAGGAGGAGGUAGAUGAUGAUGAUAAGAGCGAUGAAGACUCAGAAGUCGAUGAAGACGAUGAUUUGAAUCACACACAGAUAGACACAGCCGCUGUUAUAGGGAGGGAUGUUACACUGGAUAAUUCGGGUGUGGAAGAAAUCGAGACAGACGUGGGCAGAUUCCUCCGGGAGCCCACCGUCGAGAACUUGGACAAGUUGGGGGCAAACGCGGCGCAAGUUAUAGACGCACAUUUACAGUGUAUAAAGAAUCCAGAGGAAUCUAUACAAGCGUACGUGGAGGCAACGUUCUGCGUAUCGGGCCUGUCUACCAGCAGCGAGAUGGCGGGAUUGGUGUCUGGGCGUUUAUAUCCCAUCAUGUUGGAGCGAGCGGGACAGCAUCACGCCGCCACGUGGCUACUGGCCAACACGAUGCUUAGGGGGCUCGGAUUAAUCAAGAGUGAAAACAAAGAGUACAAGAUCCGCUGGUCCCUCCCCGGCUGCUAUUCGUGUCUGUGCGAUGUGAUAGCCAGUGAACGGUUCCCUCACGCUGUACGCGAUACGCUGAAGUUCUUCAUCACCUCGAAACUAGCACAGAUGCCGCCGGAAACGGCAAGAGUGGUGAAGCAAUGUGACGCGCUGAUUUCAUAAUGUAUUAAAUUAUCGCUUGA